GUAUUUCAAGCAUAAAAACUCAUCAAUGGUUCGGUCGUAUUUCUCUGUUUAAAGGUGUAGUUUUUAUGCUCCUCCCCCAAAGACCAGAAAAGGGUAAACAGUUUGGUUUGGGAAAUGUAGGCCUACGACUGCUGCACAAGUUAUCUUCGGUGACACACGUAAUAUCGUGUGCUCCUUCAUAUCUCUGCAAGCAAGCUGUCACAACUCUAGUGCUAGAACUAAGGCGGCAUGUAGCACACGAGUUCUGUUAUGGUGAGCGUUACGGAUGUAUAUUAUACGUUGAGCUGGAAAAAUGAGUAAAGUUCCACAAUUAUAUUACUGUGGUUUAUUUAUAUUUUUUUGCUUUCAAAAUGGUUUCUUCGCCCAAAGUGACCGAGAUUUGGAGACCAAAGACGGGUUUUCAAAGUCUCCCAUAUCCCACAGUGGCCCUGUUGCUGAAUGCUGAGCCUGCAGACCCAAAAUGCUUUGCCUCAGGGAAGUACGACCUAACCUGCUUUUGGGAGGGUAACGUCACUCCUGAAGAGUACACCUUUAAAUACACAUAUCAAAAUGAGCAGAGUAUUGACUGUGCUGUGAGGGCCCAGCCAGUAGGUGGCGGAAAAACACGCUACUUCUGUAAGCUGUCCAAAGUUCUGCAUUUUUUUCCUCUGGAUCUCCACGUGUUUCGGGCCGGAGAGCAGAUCUUCAACCGAAGCAUACUCGUUGACCGCGUGUUUCUGCUGGAUCCUCCUGCCAAUCUGACAAUGACACGGACAGGGAAGCCAGGUCAGCUGAAGCUAACAUGGCUGCCCCCUCCUCUCAAGUAUAUGGAUGACAGCAUGAUGUAUGAAGUCAACUACUUCGCCGCUGGCAGCCCGAUGGGCAAGCGGGAAUUGGUGAAGGCCCAGACGGAGACUACUCUGCGCGGCCUGCAACCGGGCACAAGGUACGAGGCACGGGUUCGAGUCAAAUUCGACGGCACCAUCUAUGACGGGUACUGGAGCACCUGGACACCCACGGUCUCCAUGGAGACGCCUCACAGGGACACAGACCCACUCAUCCUGUCCCUGUGCCUGGUCAUCUCCUUCAUCCUAAUGGUGCUGUGUCUCUCUGUGCUCCUGUCCCGUCGCAGGUUUCUGUUGAAGAAAAUGUGGCCUCUUGUUCCAAGUCCUGAAAACAAGUUCCCAGAUCUCUUCACGGUCUACGGAGGUGACUUCCAGGCUUGGCUGGUCCACAGCACCGGUGGCUUGGGGUGGAGGUUUUACCUGGAGGAACUGUUUUACCUGGAGGAACACCCGGCCCCGCUGGAGGUGCUGUCAGAGGCCAGUAUUGGGUCGGCUGUCCCCGCCUGUGCCGCUCCCUCCAGGGCCUUGCGCACCAUGGGCGCGGAAGGUGAAGAAGAGGAGGGAGGAGGCGGGAGAGUGGAUGCUGGGUUGCCGUACAGUUGGAAGGAGAAACCCCAGGAGCGGUGGCUGUUUGAGCAGCUGCGGCCCCUCCCCUGCCACCCUCUCCCUCCCUUCGGAUGCGCCCCGCUGGAGUCCAAGGACGCCUACGUGAUCCUGAACCAGGACUCCCAGCGUGACGUCCGGCAGGGUCCCCCGGACGACGUCUCGGAGGAAUCUGUGCCACUGCAGGUCCUCUUCACCAGCCCCGGGACCCCCACGUCCCAGUCGGACCUGGGGUCUUUCAGAAACAGCUCUGGGACAAACAGCAGGCUGUCCUCUCAAUCCAGCUAUGAGGACUCCCACAACCCCUGGCAACCCAAGGUUCCCGGCUACGCUUACUUGACCAUAGCGGACUCGGGCAUCUACAUGGACUACAGCCCAAUGAGCUCGGGCAGGACAGUGGGGCCCGGGACGGGUGGCAUCUACGCCAACGAGUACGAGAAUGAAAUCCCCCCUCACGGGUUGCCUCACUCUGGGCGACCCAUUCACUCAGAGUGCUGAGGGUCCCGAGAUACGCAGGCUCGCAAAAGCGCAGCCAGUCAGUCGUCAGUCUUUACGUCGUUUAGAAUUGUCACGCACUGCUUCACUACUGGACUCAAAAACCAGGAAAAACCCCACACAUCUGAGCCAAUGGGUGAGGAGACUGGAAAAGCCACACACAUCUGAGCCAAUGUGUGGGGAGACUGGAAAAGCCACACACAUCUGAGCCAAUGUGUGGGGAGACUGGAAAAGCCCCACACAUCUGAGCCAAUGGGUGGGGAGACUGGAAAAGCCCCACACAUCUGAGCCAAUGGGUGGGGAGACUGGAAAAGCCCCACACAUCUGAGCCAAUGGGUGGGGAGACUGGUAAAGCCCCACACAUCUGAGCCAAUGGGUGGGGAGACUGGUAAAGCCC
Anguilla rostrata (American eel) is the source of this 2319-nucleotide messenger RNA. Its product is annotated as erythropoietin receptor-like. Gene Ontology annotation, molecular function: cytokine receptor activity; protein binding. The transcript is spliced from 8 exons. The record is from RefSeq and is a predicted model, not a curated record. Bases 351 to 1925 code for a protein of 524 amino acids. Lineage: Eukaryota; Metazoa; Chordata; Actinopteri; Anguilliformes; Anguillidae. Gene Ontology annotation, cellular component: membrane; external side of plasma membrane. Gene Ontology annotation, biological process: cytokine-mediated signaling pathway.